UCUCCCUAAUGCCUCUCUGUUCUGAGGCGCGUCUACCUGUCCGUCUACAACUGGGCCGUGUUCGUUGGCUGGGUUCAGGUUUUGUACUUCGCUGUCAGGACUCUGAGGGAAUCGAGCUAUAGAGAGGUUUACGAUGCUGUCGAGAAGCCUCUGCAGCUAGCUCAGACUGCAGCAGUCAUGGAGAUUCUGCAUGGCAUUGUUGGUUUGGUGAGGUCUCCGGUUUCGGCGACUUUGCCACAGAUCUCGUCGAGAUUGUAUGUGACCUGGGGCAUUCUAUGGAGUUUUCCUGAGACGAGGACACAUUUUCUGGUUAGCUCCUUGGUUAUCAGCUGGUCACUUACAGAGAUAAUUAGGUACAGUUUCUUUGGACUGAAGGAGGCGUUCGGAUCUGCACCAUCCUGGCUCUUAUGGCUAAGGUACAGCACCUUUUUGAUCUUAUACCCUUCUGGCAUCACAAGCGAGGUCGGCAUGAUAUAUAUAGCUCUGCCCUACAUCAAGGCCUCUGAAAAAUACUGCAUUCGGAUGCCAAACAAGUGGAACUUCUCUUUCGAUUACUUCUAUGCGGCUAUCAUUGCUCUUGGAAUUUAUGUCCCGGGGAGCCCACACAUGUAUACUUACAUGCUAGGGCAGCGAAAGAAGGCUCUUUCAAAGGCGAAGAUGGCAUGAAAUGUCAUGAAAGUAGGAAUAGUAAAUAUUUUUUUCUGUAUUAUUUGAAGAAUGCAUAGUUGUUAGAUGGUGGCUCUGCAUGAGUGGUUGUAUUGGUGUUCUCUAAUCCCUAAGAUAGUCUUCUUGUUAGCAAGGAGUGCUCUUGGUAUAGUUGUGAAUGUAUUCCUCUGAAAAAACAGAUCGUCGAUGUUUUAUGAUUUAUUGAUUAAAUGUGUUUGCUUUCAGCUGGGUGCUCA
Messenger RNA from Asparagus officinalis (garden asparagus), 902 nucleotides. RefSeq names its product very-long-chain (3R)-3-hydroxyacyl-CoA dehydratase PASTICCINO 2A. Lineage: Eukaryota; Viridiplantae; Streptophyta; Magnoliopsida; Asparagales; Asparagaceae. Gene Ontology annotation, molecular function: 3-hydroxyacyl-CoA dehydratase activity. The record is from RefSeq and is a predicted model, not a curated record. Gene Ontology annotation, biological process: sphingolipid biosynthetic process; fatty acid elongation; very long-chain fatty acid biosynthetic process. Bases 178 to 666 code for a protein of 162 amino acids. The transcript has 9 exons. Gene Ontology annotation, cellular component: endoplasmic reticulum membrane.